AUAAUAACGAUUUUUGGCAGCUUGCUUGAUCGGCCGGUCAUCAGACGUGAUUUUGAGCACAAAUACCUCAUCUUGCUUGAACUUCUACAGGAGGAAAUUGAGGCUGCUAAGAAAAUCUAUGAUCAGCAUAUCGAGGCCAGACAUGAGACGGAGCAUGUAUGCGGUCUUGGAUUUCGAUUAGGAAAAAUGCCUUAUACUGAUCCUUUGUGUCAUUCCACUCUUCUCAUUUGGACACAUGCUCUCCCAAUGAGCAUGGAAGCCCUCUAUAAUGAUAGCCCUUCAAUCUCUGCCUACAACUACGUGGAGCUACGCUUUAUAAUUGGAGUGAAGAUGCAACCUGUCUGA
Molecule: messenger RNA, 345 nt
Organism: Protopolystoma xenopodis
Lineage: Eukaryota; Metazoa; Platyhelminthes; Monogenea; Polystomatidea; Polystomatidae
Source: the annotation of a GenBank genome assembly